CGAAGGGACCCAGUAGCCAACGAGUGCCCGACCAGUCACUACCGCUAUCUCUUCGGUUUAGCUUGAUCGUAAUUUUCCCUGUAUGUCACCGCCAAAUGUCCAAGACCAAGGGCUCUUCCUACCGAAUUCUGGUCUUCACCCUUUUCCUCUUCUCUGCCAUCAUGUCCAACGCGUUGACGGAAGGACCAAAAUUCGCAGAGCCGAUACCUAACGUGACGGUGGCCCUCGGAAGAGACGCGUCUCUCCCUUGCGUCGUCGACAACUUGGGCAACUACAAGGUGGCCUGGAUCCACAUUGACCGUCAGAUGAUACUGACUAUCCAUAGGCACGUCAUUGCGAGGAUGCCAAGGUUCAGCGUUUCCCACGACAACCACAAAACAUGGCUGCUCAACGUUAACCAGGUUCAGCAGGAAGAUCGGGGCUACUACAUGUGCCAAGUUAAUACGAACCCGAUGAUCAGUCAAGUCGGGUACUUACAAGUAGUAGUUCCUCCUAAUAUCCUGGACGACCAGAGCACGCCAUCGUCAGUGGCUGUCAGGGAAAACCAAAACGUUUCCCUCACUUGUAAAGCCGAGGGUCUUCCUCUGCCCAAACUCUCUUGGAGACGAGAGGACGGACAACCUAUCAACAUAGAUAAGAAAACGAAAAUCAAUAUCCAAGAAGGAGAACAGCUCAAUUUGACAAGAAUCACACGAAACGAAAUGGGCGCAUACCUUUGCAUAGCGUCGAACAGCGUUCCGCCUUCCGUCAGCAAGAGGAUAAUCCUAGACGUAGAAUUUUCGCCGAUGAUCUGGGUGCCGAAUCAGCUCGUAGGAGCUCCAGCGGGGACGGACGUGACCAUUGAGUGCAACACGGAGGCCUACCCGAAGGCGAUCAGCUACUGGGUCUAUGAGGGCGUCAUGCUGCUCCCGACCAAAAAGUACAUAUCAAACAUACAGGAAAACUCUUAUAGGACAUACAUGAAACUGACAGUGAGAAACCUCACGAGCCGAGACUUCGGCAGCUACAGGUGCAUAUCGAAAAACUCGCUAGGAGAGACGGAAGGGUCUAUUAGACUUUACGAAAUACCGUUACCUUCUCAACAGCCUAGGACCACAGAGAUCGGAAACAGGGCCGGCAAGGACACUCGGAAGACAAUCCAGCCGGUAAGAAGGACAACGACAGUUACCCCCAGAAGAACAACCCCUUCCACUACAACCACCUCCUCUAUAAGUAACUACGUCGUAAAAUACUCCUCAGGCAGAAGAAUUGACCCCAGCUGGACAAGCCACCAGUUUCUAUUGACUGCUAUUUUAAUCUUGGACAGCGUUCUCUUCUACUGUUAGCAGUCAAAGUUUGUUUUUCCCGUUGUAUUUUUUUUUUCUGUCAAUUAUUGUCAGCUUGUGAGAUACGAUUGUUUUCCAUUUGAAUGACUGAAAAGUAAGAUACAACUUUUACAAACUGACAAUAAUAAAAUAUGUUGGCGGUUUUUUGAUAUUUUUUACAUUACUUGAAAUUAGAAAUUGUAUCGAAAAAAUUAAAUAAAUUACAAAUAAGUUCAUGAACACGGAAUACAGCAUAUCUUUGUCGAUCAGUCAUUGUAGGCGUUUUAUAAGUAGAUGAUGACAUAUCAUUUCAUGUUAAAUUAAAAAUGAAAAGUUUUCUACAAAUCAGGUUCACUCGAUAAUUAUUUUAUAUAUUUUUUCUAAUAAUUGCUUUUAGUGAAAACGUGGCUGUUAACAAAAAAUUUAAGUUUUUCCAAGAUUAAAUUCAAUUUCAAUCAUUGUAAAUAUACUCAAUGUGCCAAAUGUAAUCGUUGUUUCUUGUUUUCUUUUUUCGAUAUUGUUAUAGAGAUGUUAAAUUUGUAGGAAGAUGCUUAAUUUUUGAAUAGGUUUAUUAACUGUUCUGUUGUAUGAAUGUUUAA
Cimex lectularius (bed bug) is the source of this 1903-nucleotide messenger RNA. RefSeq names its product lachesin-like. The transcript has 9 exons. Gene Ontology annotation, cellular component: neuron projection. NCBI's taxonomy places the organism in Eukaryota, Metazoa, Arthropoda, Insecta, Hemiptera, Cimicidae. The record is from RefSeq and is a predicted model, not a curated record. Bases 96 to 1325 code for a protein of 409 amino acids.